AUGUCGAACUUUCUCGUUACUGGCAGUUCCCGCGGCUUAGGCUUAGAGUUAGUGAGGCAGCUAUCUGCCCGAGCCUGCCUCGAAGGAGGGUUGGUUAUUGCAACGGCGCGGAAAUGCAGCCCGAAACUUACAGAACUUAUCGCUCAGUCCAAUGGGUGCAUUGUCUUUGUUGCUUUGGAUAUUUCUGAGGAGUCAAUGAUCGCUGAAUCAGCCGAGCAAGUCAGAUCAGCGUUAAACGAAAACAGUCUGGACAUGUUGAUUAAUUGCGCUGGAGUUCAUAGUGAGACACAUGGAAAACUAGCGUCAAUGUCCGACCUCGACUACCAGUUGUCAGUGAAUGUAACUGGAACACACAACGUCCUUCGCCACUAUCUUCCCUUGAUGCAGAACAGCAAGGUCAAGAAGAUCAUCAAUAUUUCGAGUGCAUAUGGCUCGAUUACCAGUGCGCGCGAAGUAUCAUACGCUCCUUGCCCGGCAUACAAGAUCAGCAAAGCAGCACUGAACGCCUUAACGGUCCAAUACGCGCUGUCAUACCAAGAUGAAGGAUUUAUUUUCCUCGCAGUCAGCCCUGGAUGGCUGCAAAGUGACAUGGGUGGGAAGCAUGCCGACCUGACCGUGCCUCAAGGUGCAGAGGCGGUCUUAAACAUCGCUAUGUCCGCAGACCGUGUGGACAAUGGCCGGUUCAAAAAUAUUCAUGUCCCAGGGUGGGAGGCCUAUAAAGGCCAGGACGUCCCCUGGUAG
Messenger RNA from Aspergillus luchuensis, 741 nucleotides. Its product is annotated as SDR family oxidoreductase. NCBI's taxonomy places the organism in Eukaryota, Fungi, Ascomycota, Eurotiomycetes, Eurotiales, Aspergillaceae. Bases 1 to 741 code for a protein of 246 amino acids. Gene Ontology annotation, molecular function: oxidoreductase activity, acting on the CH-OH group of donors, NAD or NADP as acceptor. The record is from RefSeq and is a predicted model, not a curated record. The transcript is spliced from 4 exons.